Molecule: messenger RNA, 335 nt
Organism: Paramuricea clavata
Lineage: Eukaryota; Metazoa; Cnidaria; Anthozoa; Malacalcyonacea; Plexauridae
Source: the annotation of a GenBank genome assembly
AUGCAUGCGACAAAGACUAAUAAUACCCCACGCUCGAGCACAAUUUUUAAGUUUUCUGAAAUAGGAGUGGAAGAGGUCACUGCUGGGUUGCGUAAUCUUAAAAUAUCAAAAGCAACUGGCAUCGAUAUGAUACCUUCUCGUGCUCUCAAGAUAGCUGCAGAUAUUAUUGCACCAUCAAUAACUUGGAUUUUUAAUCUGUCUUUAAAAACCGGAAUUUUUGUUGUCGCAUGGAAAAAGGCUUGCGUAUUACCAAUUUACAAAUCCGGCGAUAGACGAUUAUGCGAAAACUAUCGGCCAAUUUCAAUCUUACCUGUCAUAAGUAAGAUACUAGAGAG